This is a messenger RNA of Uranotaenia lowii, 1373 nucleotides long. RefSeq lists its product as uncharacterized. The coding region runs from base 62 to 1261 and encodes 399 amino acids. The record is from RefSeq and is a predicted model, not a curated record. NCBI's taxonomy places the organism in Eukaryota, Metazoa, Arthropoda, Insecta, Diptera, Culicidae. The transcript has 2 exons.
UCUAGUCUAGUCUUUCAGAAGUAUUUGUUCAACGCCGGUUAGAGAAAGUAACUCGAUCAAAAUGGUUAGUGAAAAGGCCCAGUACGAUCUGGAGGGUGCAGUUUUUAAGCGAAAUUUAUCCUACGAGCAAAGAUCCAAUAAUGGGUCGACAUGUUUCUUGGUGACCGUUUGCUUCCUGGCCCUGGUGGUAGGAGUUGGAAUCGGCUCCGUUCUCUUUUUAAGGGAGUUGCCAUAUUGGCUGGAGGAAAGUGUCGAUUCUAGCACGACUGAAGCAGCUCCAGAAACAACUUCAGAGGCUAUCUCCACGGCCACAGAGUCAUGGACAGAGAUUUGCCGCAAUAAAUAUCUUCGUAAUAUUAUAGUUACGGUUGAUUCAUCUACAUUGAACUUAAAAGUAGUGGAAAAAGAUCCAGGAAGCGUUUUCGAUCAUUUGGAAGAGAUCCGUUGUACGAUAUAUGCUAUCGAAAUGCUGCGUGAUAAUCUUCCAUUUGUUAAUGAGUUUGGGAGGCCGCUAAUUUACGGACAUGAGAUUCAGUUUACUGGUGAUAGUUGGCAGCUGGUGGGGGAAGGCGAAAACUGGAGUGAGGAAAAGUCUGAAGAUCGUAACCAGAAACAACAGGAGAGCGAAAUAUUAUCUUCUGAGGAAAAACCUUUAGAAAAAUCCAACCAGAAUUCCGAUGAGGACACCGAUUCAAACUCUGACGAAAAGUCUUCUGUCGAAUAUCCUUUCGGGCAGUAUGAAUCAAAUGAGGAUUCGAUUGACGAAUCCGAUAAACAUUCAGAAGAAAGCAAGCAGGAAUUUAUAAAGAUUAAUCCAGCGCUUCUACCAAUGGAAACUCUGUCCGAUAGUUUUGUAAUUGUUCAGCUCCAUUUGGGUCCAGACGGUUUAUCUAUGACCUACGGACCGGACGAAGAAUCGCUGAAGGAGAUAAAACAGGAGUCCACCUUGUGGACCCGUUUCAUUCUUGGCGAGCUGAUGACCGCGGCAUCCCAGAGUUUACAGGAAUCGGGCAAACGCAUUCAGCUGCCGGAAGCAACUGAGAACCAGAAUGAAGAUGGUUCGUCAGAAGAGGUCAUUUGGAGUUGGGGGUCGGAGGAUCCCUUCAACUUAAAAUUCGAAUAUAAAAAUGGCGCUUGGGGAUUCUGGCAAGAGACGCCUGGAGAAUCCUUAGAGCAAAACAAGUCCUCGUCGUUGUCGGAGGUGGAGAAGGAGAAGGUGGAGGAUUCGGAGGACAGAAACUCCUUCUCUCUAAUUUUAUAAGUGUUUACCGUUAUGAUAUGUAGAAACCUACAUUUUCUUUUUAAAAUACUCAUAUAUCAACAUUAUGAUAUAAAUAAAAGAAGACACAUAAACAUUUUUCUCGUACUAGAAA